Molecule: messenger RNA, 2555 nt
Organism: Cyclopterus lumpus (lumpfish)
Lineage: Eukaryota; Metazoa; Chordata; Actinopteri; Perciformes; Cyclopteridae
Product: mucin-2-like
Exons: 5
Coding region: 278-1132 (284 amino acids)
Source: RefSeq, a predicted model, not a curated record
GAGCUGGAGAGUGAAACAUGAAUGUGCAGUGAGAUCGGUUCCGCGUCUUCGCUCAUUGGAGUGAGGCGCGUGCAGCUUGCUCUCCUCCGGCCGCCGCCCGCAUGCAGCCUGCCGCGCGGCCCCACCCCUACUUCUCUUCUGCCCGACUCCCUCCGGAUAUUUUUAGCGCUGAUGAUGUGCCCUGUCAAAUCACGUAACGGAAACAGCCUCAGAGCUCGGAAGCAGAGUCGUCGCGAAGAGCCCGCUUUGCUCCGUUUUGUAUAUCGCGAUCUGCAGGAUGCGAUUUGAAAUGAAUUUGGCGUGUUGCGUGUUGGUGGUGCUUACCGGCUCAUCGCAGACAAGAGGUCAGAGCAGUGCCGUGCCUCCUGUCCUCACCCUGGCUGCCUUCCCGAGUCACGCUGGAAGCUCAGCAUCUCCUGACCUGACAGAAGAUCCUAGGAAUGAGCACUCACAGCGGACACACAGCGGGGAUGAAACCUCCACUGACACCACGACCAUCGCCAAGGCAACAAUCCAUUCAGAGGCUGUGACAAAUGCAGUAUAUGCAACGCACUCUGCAGUGGCUACACCUCAACACAUCUUCAUGCCUGCUCUUUCACCUUCAGCUGCCGCAGACAACCUUUCAUCUGCGCCGCCUGUCCGGAGCACCACCCCUCCACCGCACGUCUCAACCACUGAUGGCGGAGCCAUUGUGACCACAGAUCCCGUCACCACCUUUUCAUCUCUGCCUGCAGCCCACACAGUGCAUGAUACAAGCUCCACAGCCCACGCCUCCACCAUGCAGCCCCAGUCUGAAUCAUGGACCACCGCCUCCACACAGCCGACAACCACAGGACAUCCUCUGAUCUCCGGUCCAGACCGGGGUCCUUCUGGGCCAACAUACCAGGAGGUCCCGUCUGAGCUCAAUGUUGGAGAUAAAGACCUCAAGGGGCCCCGCUACCGCUCAAGCUCCCCUUUGGAUCCCCUGCUGGCCGGCCUGCUGUCCGUGUUCAUCGUCACCACCGCUAUCGUCUUCGUCAUCCUCUUCCUCAAGUUUCGCCAGCGGACAAAUCACCCAGAGUUCCAUCGGCUUCAGGAUCUACCCAUGGAUGAUUUGAUGGAGGACACGCCCCUCUCCAGAUACACCUACUGAUGAACGCAUCCUCAGUCACUUCCACUACUCAGAGAACAGAAGCAAAGCAGACACCAAAGGAAGACCAGUGUGGCUCUCAGAAAAGCCUUUGCCUGGAUGCAGCUGCAUCUCUGCAGAUGAGUUUUGGGUCAGUGAUGGAAAAAAAUAUAUUUAUCUGUGGUUCCAUGAGAAGGAUCCAGAAAGUCUUUCAAAUGGGAGGUUUCAGAAGCACUUUUUUUCUCCACAUUCCCUUUAAAUUUCGAGAGAUCUUCAUCAUAGUAGAGACUAUUUGUUUGUGCCUCAACCCCCUUGACUUUCUCCACAUGUAUGCACAGCACUUUAAUGUGGCAUGAAUAGUCCCAGUGCCCUCUAGGGGACAUCUGAGGUAAUGUGGAUCAGGGUUGCGCGAUGUCCUCCAAUGUAAGGCAACCUCAGGUUAUCCAGCGAGAAACAAGAGUGAGAGACACAUGGGAAAGUUGCCAACAUGCCUAAAAUAUUUAAAGAAUAUUAAUUAAGAUCCCAUAGGUGACCAAAUAUGAGUGAAGUGCACUUUCACACCAAACUGCUACAGGUUGAUUGUGUUGUCUUAAAGCAGAGGUCUCGAUUAUACAAUUCAAAAGCCAUAUCUUUGGAAAAACAGACACACAGAAUAUCGUACAGUAGAAGCCAAACCUCAUUCAGUGGCUCAAAUUUAUGAUUCAACUUUUUAUGGAACUUUUUGUCAUCAUGGUCUUUAAAACUUGAAUUUGGUUAUUCUGUUUUCAAUGAAUGUUUAAUCCACCACUGCACACUGAGAAGAGACCUCGCUACACUAAAUACUUUUAAAAGGAGCAAUUUGUAAAGGUAAAACCCAGUUAUUGUUAAAUGAGUUGUAAAAUAAAUAUUUAGAAAUGUAUUUGUUUCUGCACAAGGUGUUUGUUCAAAUGCUGAAGUGGCGACAAUGAGAAGAGGCGCAGUUUAGAUUCUUCUGUAUUAACUAGAGUGUCAUGCAAAUGUGCUGGAAACUAUGCUGUUGUGUCACAGUUUUUACCGAUAGUCUGUUCUGAGUUACUUUACUGUUAAGUGCCAACAGUGAUGUAUGAUUUAAUAUGCCAUUGAAAUGUGGACUUUAAGAAAUUAAGAUUUUCUGUUUGAUAAUAAAUCAGAAAUCAUGAUACUGAAGUCCUAAAACUUUAGGGGUUAUAACCCCUAAAGUUACUGGAGCAGCAUGUGGACGAGUUCUUCAGCAUUGUGUUGUGUCAUUGUGCGACGCACCUUUUGUUUAGCAGACGGUUGUGAGUCCAACAGCUCUUCAGAGACAUAAAUCCACCUGCCUUGACAAGUAAUGUGGACUUUGAGCAAUUACUCAGCUUCAAAAAAAGAAAGCCACUCCCUUAAACAAACGUUGCUGUUAACUAAACCUCACAUUCAAUCAAUACCUCUUCAACACCAAAUAGAUAAUGUA